This is a messenger RNA of Durusdinium trenchii, 360 nucleotides long. The record is from the annotation of a GenBank genome assembly. NCBI's taxonomy places the organism in Eukaryota, Dinophyceae, Suessiales, Symbiodiniaceae.
AUGGCUAUUGCCACUUCCAGCCCCAGGACAUCCUUCAACCAGAAGAUGCUGUACCACAAGGAGAUCCUCUCCUUGAUGGAUGCCGUGGUCACCGGGGAUGAGGUGAAGAAUGGGAAACCCGCGCCUGAUAUCUUUCAGGAGGCGGCACGACGGCUAGGCAAGAACGCCAGCAAGUGCGUGGUGUUUGAGGACUCGCCCUUGGGCAUCCGUGGGGCACAGGCUGCUGGAGCCUUGACAGUGGCACUGCCAGAUCCCAGGUUCCCCGAGAAUGCUCGGAAGCUGGCGGAGCUGUCGCCCACCUGGCUGUUGAAGGAAGGUAUCGGCCAAUUUAACCACGAAGAGCUUGAACUGGAAGACUGA